GAUUCAUUAAUUACGCUUAGUUGCUGAGCGUGUUCGCUCUCAGUGGCACGAAUAAAUCUGCUACCGAACAGUCGUCACUCCAUCUCAUUACAUAUUACGUCCGACAAUGUGUAAAUAGUAUACGCGCGCCUCAUUUUUGAUGCUUUUCUCAGCGCGUUAGCGGCAAUUAUCAAUGCGUUAAGACCGCGAUUGCGACUCACCGUGACCGGGUCAUUAAACACUUUGAUGUCGCCAGUGCGAUCGCACUGCUUUAAUUGAAACAUUAUCUUCGACUAUCUCAUGGAGACCACCCAGCAGGUAGCAUCAUCUUACAGUAUGUGAAGGUUUAUAACAUCAUAACAUUCAAGACAAAGGAACUGGUGGCGUAAUAAUGCGUAACUAUAGCGCGACUUCCGGUUCGCGGGACCCUAUUUGGACGCAAGUGACGGCUGAUCCUGAAGAUGGAUUAAGAAAUUAUAAUGCUACAGGAAAUGGUCGGCAGAGAAAUGGAAAUGAAAGUUCGCGGGGAAACAUUAGUAUUGUUGGCGAAACGGCAAAAGCACACGAUAAAGAAGGGCUAAAUGUGCUUUCGGCAGCUAUUUUUAUCGCUGGCGAAAUGGCCGGCAGCGGUGUUUUAGCAUUACCACGGGCAAUUGUUGAUGCAGGAUGGAUUGGAAUAAUAUUACUGGUAGUGUUCUGCUUCAACGCCGGCUAUGGCGGUAUGUGCCUUGGUGCCUGCUGGGAAAUUCUGGAAGAACGAUUUCCCGAACAUCGAAUGCGUUCGCGAACUCCCUACGCGACCAUCGCACAACGUGCCGUCGGGACGUGGGGACGUGUGAUGGUCUCCGGGUGCAUUCAAAUCACCCUCUUCGGUGCUGGCACGGUUUAUUUACUGCUGUCGUCGAUGAUAUUUCGCGAAUUGUUCAGCAGCUACAUGCCGGAUUUGCAUCCGACAUAUUGGUUUUUGAUUAUUGCCGUACUCUUAACUCCACCUAUGUGGUUGGGAUCUCCGAAAGAAUUCAGUGUUGUUGGAAUUGGUGCCCUGUUGUCGACCGCUAUCGCGUGCGUUUUGUUUUUCACCCAAAUUGUCAUGGAUGGGCUAAAUAAUGACCAGACUGUGGUGCACCAAGUGCACGGUUUUCACGACUUUUUUAUAUCCUUCGGUACUUUAUUGUUCGCUUUUGGUGGGGCAUCAACAUUUCCAACCAUACAGAACGACAUGCAGAAUAAAAAACAAUUUUCUACGAGCGUAAUAAUUGCAUUUUCAGUGAUACUAGUGUUGUAUUUGCCUUUAACGAUCGGUGGAUUUUUCGUUUACGGCGAGGCGGUCACGCCGAAUUUUGCAAUGAUUUUGAGUAAAACCUCAUUGGUUACCAUUGCGAAUGUAUUGAUGGCUGUCCAUUUAAUUCUCGCUUUUCUCAUUGUGAUUAAUCCUGUUAGUCAAGAGUUGGAAGAAAUAUUCAAAGUCCCACGAUAUUAUCAUUGGAAGAGAUGUCUCCUGCGGACGAUGAUGAUACUAGCAAUGGUGGUAAUAGGCGAAACGGUACCCUCAUUCCGGAAGAUUCUCGCGUUGGUCGGUGGCUCGACGAUAACGCUGUUGACGUUUGUAUUUCCUCCGUUCUUCUACAUGCGGUUGUGUAAUCAGUCUAGUCCGUUGUGGCCGGAACGACACAUUCCCGGCUACAUCAAAGUCUACCUUUGGGAGCUGAUAUUCAUUGGCUUGCUAGGCGGAUCGGCGGCUACCUAUAGUGCGUUGAAGUCAAUCAUUGACUUUUAGUUUCAACUACAGUCCACAUUACACUCGAUUAGAAAAAUGAUAUUAUUCAAUACCAAUAUGAAUGAUUGAUAUUUGUUUGAACUAGUGAUCUGUUUAAGGAAGUGAUAAGAAUGACAUUAUUUAUGCUUGACUAAUACCAAAAUAAUACUGUUGUAGUUGUUAGCGUUUUUAUAUGUUUUGUGUGGGUCAGCAAAGCCACACACAAUGAGAUUAAAUUUUUGAACCAAUAAAUUUAUUAUUUUUCA
Dalotia coriaria is the source of this 2001-nucleotide messenger RNA. RefSeq lists its product as uncharacterized. NCBI's taxonomy places the organism in Eukaryota, Metazoa, Arthropoda, Insecta, Coleoptera, Staphylinidae. Gene Ontology annotation, biological process: amino acid transmembrane transport. The record is from RefSeq and is a predicted model, not a curated record. The coding region runs from base 371 to 1756 and encodes 461 amino acids. Gene Ontology annotation, molecular function: amino acid transmembrane transporter activity. Gene Ontology annotation, cellular component: membrane. The transcript has 6 exons.